CCCAGUAACUCUGGGUCUGAGCUGAGAGAUGGACCAUCGAAAAGCCAAGGUCCUCCCAGCUAUGCACCACUGCCCUUCCCUAGGAAUGGGGGCCUCGGAGGCCAGCAGCGUGAGAUUAUCUGUGUCACCUUCCAUCAGCAGGAACUCAGCCAUGGUGAAUGAGGCCAGAGGAACUGGCGGCUUCAACCUCCGCUCAGAGGGCAGCAGCAGUGGCAGUGAGAACUCCAAAGAUAGUUCAAGAUGUUCCACACCAGGCCUGGACCUGGAGCGGCAUGAGAAACUCCGGGAGAAGAUGAGGCGGAGGAUGGAAUCUGGUGACAAGUGGUUCUCCUUGGAAUUCUUCCCUCCUCGAACUGCGCAGGGAGCUGUCAAUCUCAUCUCAAGAUUUGACCGGAUGGCGGCAGGGGGCCCCCUCUUCAUAGAUGUGACCUGGCACCCAGCAGGGGACCCUGGCUCAGACAAGGAGACCUCUUCCAUGAUGAUUGCCAGCACUGCCGUGAACUACUGUGGCCUGGAAACCAUCCUGCACAUGACCUGCUGCUGUCAGAGCCAGGAGGAGAUCACGGGCCAUCUGCACAAAGCCAAGCAGCUGGGCCUGAAGAACAUCCUGGCCCUGAGGGGAGACCCCACAGGUGACCAGUGGGAAGAGAAGGAAGGAGGCUUCAACUAUGCAGUGGACCUGGUGAAACACAUCCGCAAUGAGUUUGGUGACUACUUUGACAUCUGUGUGGCAGGUUACCCCAAAGGCCAUCCUGAAGCAGAGAGCUUUGAGGCUGACCUGAAGCACUUGAAGGCAAAGGUAUCUGCAGGGGCCGAUUUCAUCAUCACCCAGCUUUUCUUUGAGACGGACACGUUCCUCCACUUUGUGAAGGCUUGCACCGACAUGGGCAUCACCUGCCCCAUCCUCCCAGGGAUUUUUCCCAUUCAGGGCUAUCACUCCCUUCGGCAGCUUGUGAAGCUGUCCAAGCUGGAGGUGCCACAGAAGAUCAAGGACGUGAUUGAGCCAAUCAAAGACAACGAUGCCGCCAUCCGUAACUAUGGCAUCGAGCUGGCUGUGAGCCUGUGCCAAGAGCUUCUGGCCAGCGGCUUGGUGCCAGGCCUCCACUUCUACACCCUCAACCGAGAGAUGGCUACCACAGAGGUGCUGAAGCGCCUCGGCAUGUGGACUGAGGACCCCAGGCGUCCCUUGCCCUGGGCUGUCAGUGCCCACCCCAAGCGCCGGGAAGAAGACGUACGUCCCAUCUUCUGGGCCUCCAGGCCAAAGAGUUACAUCUACCGCACCCAGGAGUGGGACGAGUUCCCCAAUGGUCGCUGGGGCAAUUCUUCCUCUCCAGCCUUUGGGGAGCUGAAGGACUAUUACCUCUUCUACCUGAAAAGCAAGUCCCCCAAGGAAGAAUUGCUAAAGAUGUGGGGGGAGGAGCUGACCAGUGAAGAAAGUGUCUUUGAUGUCUUUGUCCACUACCUCUCGGGAGAGCCAAACCAGAAUGGCCAUAAAGUGACAUGCUUGCCCUGGAACGAUGAACCGUUGGCGGCCGAGACCAGCCUGAUGAAGGAGGAGCUGCUCCGAGUGAACCGGCAGGGCAUCCUCACCAUCAACUCCCAGCCCAACAUCAACGGGAGGCCGUCCUCCGACCCCGUUGUGGGCUGGGGUCCCAGUGGGGGCUACGUCUUUCAGAAGGCCUACUUAGAGUUCUUCACUUCCCGGGAGACGGCAGAAGCGCUUCUGCAAGUGCUGAAGAAGUAUGAGCUGCGGGUUAAUUACCACAUUGUGGAUGUGAAGGGUGAAAACAUCACCAAUGCCCCAGAGCUGCAGCCCAAUGCCGUCACGUGGGGCAUCUUCCCUGGGCGAGAGAUCAUCCAGCCCACAGUAGUGGAUCCUGUCAGCUUCAUGUUCUGGAAGGACGAGGCCUUCGCCUUGUGGAUUGAGCAGUGGGGCAAGCUAUACGACGAGGAGUCCCCAUCCCGCACGAUCAUCCAGCACAUCCACGACAACUACUUCCUGAUCAACCUGGUGGACAAUGAGUUCCCGCUGGACAGCUGUCUGUGGCAGGUGGUAGAAGACGCACUUGAGCUUCUCAGCAGGCCCAGUCAGAGUGAGAGGGCGGUGGAGGCUUCGUGACCCUGAGGCCUGAUGUCCCGAGGUGGGGGACGCUUGUGUCCCACCUUCUUCCUCCCAGUCCUGGGUCUCCCCAGAACCCUACUCUCCUCCAUCUCUGCCUUGCCCUGACCUCCACUGCCUGAUGUGAUGAUGGCAGCUACACUACUGUGAGGUCCCCAGGCUCUGGCUGGACCUCAGUUGGCCCCACACGGGAGCCAGGUGCUCCCUGCCCCAGCUGGAGUGUGUGCUGUUUGGGUUGUUCACCUCCCCCCUGCAGAGGACCAUAGUGGGGAGCAUGGCUCCCUCCCUGAGGAGAGGGGAGACCGGCUGUUGCCAACCGAGCCCUCGAACCAAGGCAACCUCUAGGAGCCAGCCUGGACUGUCCAAUGAACUUGCACUUGGGGUCCAUGGAAUACUGGAAAAGCACACGGGGGUAUGGGGGCAGUGGGCAUUGGUGUCCUUAUAGAAGAUAUACGGCAAAGUGAAGGUGCUGCACCCCCUCACCCCAGAUGUUGGCAGCCAGGCCCAACCUACUUGUGACUGACAGGGUAAACCACUGUUCUGUCUACCCACAUGGCCGUCCAUAGCACCAGGCCCCUGGAUGGGCCUCGGGCUGACACCUAAUCAUGCAGGUGUUUCUUACAUUCUCCCAGAGAGCUCAGCUGGGUUCUUCCCCUUUCUACAAUGCUGCUUUUUGGAA
Molecule: messenger RNA, 2798 nt
Organism: Otolemur garnettii (small-eared galago)
Lineage: Eukaryota; Metazoa; Chordata; Mammalia; Primates; Galagidae
Gene: MTHFR
Product: methylenetetrahydrofolate reductase
Exons: 12
Coding region: 29-2119 (696 amino acids)
Biological process (GO): tetrahydrofolate interconversion
Cellular component (GO): cytosol
Molecular function (GO): FAD binding; methylenetetrahydrofolate reductase [NAD(P)H] activity
Source: RefSeq, a predicted model, not a curated record